Molecule: messenger RNA, 1020 nt
Organism: Salvia splendens (bonfire salvia)
Lineage: Eukaryota; Viridiplantae; Streptophyta; Magnoliopsida; Lamiales; Lamiaceae
Exons: 5
Coding region: 212-574 (120 amino acids)
Source: RefSeq, a predicted model, not a curated record
CGUCUUUUCCUUUUCCGUUCUUUUUACUGUUUUGUUUGUUCUUUCAAGUUCUGGUUGGCUGUCUUUGUUUUUUCUUUUUGAAUUGUCAAAUACAUGAAUGUAGUUUCGUUAAGGACGUCGAAACAGUGAUGGGUUUUUUUUGUUUUGAGUUAGAAUUUCUCAUGCUCUUGGAUUCUUUGUUUUGACUCUGCUCAUGUUGCUAUGAUUUGCCAUGCUGCUGCAUGUUUAUCAUCAAGACAUGACAGAAGUUAAUGGUAGAGCUUCCCAUUGCAAUGAAAACAGAUGUUUGCAACCUUCAACGUCUCGUAAUGAACAGAAAAAGGCAGCAGAUAACAGCCCAGGCACUUCUCGAUUCGUUAAUCAUGCUUCAAUUGAAUGGGAAGAGAGCAGAAGGAAAUGGACUGAAGAUAUAUCUCAGAGGCCUCGCGGAAUGCAAAAUGAUCCAAUUAUAAGCUGGUCAACGACGUAUGAAGACUUGCUCUCGACCAAUGACCCUUUCCCUAAGCCAAUUCCUUUACCUGAGAUGGUAGAUUUUUUGGUCGAUACCUGGCAUGAUGAGGGGCUUUUUGAUUAGAUUAUCUUAUCGAAGGGGCUUCACACCGAUAAUUCAUCAGCUUCUGCUACCACAUCAGAUGUUGUUGUUAAAUAGUGAUGAACAUACUUUUAGCUUGAUUAUGCUUCUUAAUGAUGCAUUGCGCUGUCGAUAAGCUCUGCUGCUUAUAUAUUGUUCUACAACAAUAAUCACUCUGUGGGGGAUAAAGUGCUACAUCUCGUGUUGUCGAAUGAGUACCCUGUGUUGCAUAGCUUAGGUGGGCGGAUUGAGCAUGGCUUAUUUUUCCCAGUUUUAGUUGUUACAGUGUAGUAUGAGUUUGAUAUAUAGGUAACGCAUUCAACUGAUAAUCUUAGUUGUUAGUUCAGUUUCUUCUUAAAAUGUAGAAGCAACUAGAUUUGUAUGAACACAUAAAAUGCUGCAGAUGUUGGUGUGGAAUGCCUAAUACUACUAUUUUUGAAUUUUGAAUA